UCUAACCAUCCAUGUCUCCAACCACAAGGAAGUUUGUUGAGUUGUUUCCCCCAGACUUGCCUUCCCUGGCCCUGGCCAUGGGAGAAGACAGGACACACCAAGGACCAAGAGAAAAGUCCCAUGCAACCUGACUUGUAUGUUGAGGAGCUACUUCACCACUAAACACUGAGGAACUCCAGUGACUCAAAAGAGAUAUGAUAAGGCCAGUUCACUUUACAUGUAAUGAGGAGCAAAACCCCAACAAGCCUAUCCAGCUCAGAGCAGGGAAUCAUUAACUAGAAGGUGAUAAUGAAGAAGCACACGUCACCAGAUAAACCCAACUGCUUCCUUCAAAAGCACGUUCAAGCUCCAGCCUAAAGGAGAAGUCUCAUUCAGUCCCUACUGACCACAGGAACAUGACUUCACAGCUUUGCUGGGCCUGGAUUUUUAUCCUUCUCCUGCCCGGCCUCACGGAUGGAGGGAAACUCCUGGUGGUGCCCAUGGAUGGAAGCCCCUGGCUCAGCAUGAAGUGUCUGGUGGAAAAGCUCACUGAGAGAGGACACGAAGUGGUGGUGGUGAUGCCAGACGUCAGCUGGAGGAUGGGAGCAGCACAGGAGUACACGGUGAAAACAUUCCCAGUGUCCUACACACUAGAAGAGCUGGAUCAUGCCUUCAGUAUAUUCUAUGAGGCUCACCUGAAGCAAGACCCUUUCCCACUGAACAUUCUAAAACUGCAGGAGAGUGCAAAUGAGAUGUUCAGUUUAUUUUCAACUCAGUGCAAGGACCUGUUCAACAACAAGGAGAUCAUGCAGUACCUGAAUCAAAGCAGCUUUGAUGCUGUCCUGACAGACCCCAUCAUUCUGUGUGGAGCAACCCUGGCCAAUUAUUUGUCUCUUCCCGUUGUGUUCUACGUGAGAGGACUUCCUUGCAACUUACACUAUGCAAUACCCCAAUGCCCAAGCCCUCUGUCCUACAUCCCAAUGUUCUUCACCCCCAACUCAGACCAAAUGACUUUUUUCCAGAGAGUGGAAAAUGUCCUGGUUGCCUUCCUACAACUUGGGUACUGUCAUCGUUUCUCUGAAGAUGCACUCAAGCUCACCUCUGAAGUUCUUCAGAGGGAUGUGUCCCUGGAAGACCUCCUGAGUCGUGCCUCCAUUUGGCUUCUGAGGCUUGACUUUGUGUUUGAGUACAGCCGACCAGUGAUGCCCAACAUGGUCUUUGUUGGAGGCAUGAACUGUGCUAAGAGGAAACCUCUCUCUCAGGUAUGUUUCUCUUCCUCCAGAUUAUACUUUUUCCCAGUGGAAUGAGAUCAGGUCAUUUCUGGAAAUGUUGUUGAAUUAUUUCUCCUAUCUAUUCAGGGUUUAACACAGCCAGGUUUGGGCAGUUUUCCACAGCUUGAAACCAAAUGACCUUCUUUCAGUUCAUGAGCAUUUUCUGAAAAGUCCAACAGGAACUUCCCUUCUCAUCACAUCUGACAAAAACCCCUGAGAGCAUCUGCUCAGAGUCGUCUGGUGUUUCUCACUCUAGGCUCAGCAAAGUCAGUUAUUUGCUUUGGUUGUGUUUCCAUGACACAGGGCUCCCAAACUGGCUGGUUGUGUGAAGUUCAUUCUGUUGGUAGGUGCUGGUGGAACAGCAAUGUCCUGCUGCAAUGGGAGGUGGAUCUGAACUCGUGUGUCUGCUGAAAGGCACUUGUGUGCAAGGCUCAGCUACGUUUUCAUUCCUCUUUCCUGUCUUUGGCUUUCAACAGAAAUGUCCUGCAGGGUUUUUUUAAAGCUAAUCCAUGUAUUUCAUUCUACUUUGAUACUUAGCUUUUAAGACAGUUCUAUGAAUCCACCUCAUACUGCAGUGGCAAAAUACACUUCAGGGAAGUAUGAAACAAAGUUCAACCUCUGUGCUUUGUGCAUCUUCAGGGCACUGUGUGUAUCAACCUGCAAUGGCUGCUCCAACCACGCAGCUCAUCUCACUGUCCUCUCCAGUCUGCUUUUGUCCACAUCCCUCUGCCUCCAUCUUUUACUGCACAGAUCUUGAAAGCAGCUGCAAAACAUGUUUCUUUUCCACAGCAAGUUUGUCUUCUGGUUAAAUUGUAACAUCUUCUCUCAUGUGAGUCUGAAGGUACAAUAUUUGACAAGAGACUGUGCACACAAAUCUAGAGAGAUUCUGAGCGUAUUAUGUCUAGAAAUGUCAAAGCAAAUGUCAGGGUAUGUCCAGAGCUGUGGAAAACAUCAGGGGGGAGUCAGACAGGGUUAUGUUUAGCAGCCACCAACCUGCACUUCACUGUCACCCUCUUGCCUGACACUGUGUAGCACUAAAAAAGAUACUUGGAUUUAAUUACACAAGGGUUCCUCCAUGCAUAAGCCUGAUCCAUCUUUCACAAAGCUGGGAAAUCAAAUUACAUCCUUACUCAUGCAUUUGAGCAGCCCCUUCCUGCUCGCCAGGGCACAGGGGGCUGAGCAAUCUCACCCAACAGCAGGCAAACAAAUCCAACACUUCAUCACAGGCUGCCCCAACAAACCUGGGGUUUUAGGUCUAGUGUUAGUGCUGCUCAUUUACCAAGGAGCUGCUGAGCCAUCUCCUCGCUGCCCUGAGUGUCACCCACUCACUGCUGGUUGCUCAGCUCAGAAGAAAUCCACACAUCACAACCAGUCCAACCCAGUGAUCAGCACUUGGAGAGAGUUUGAGUAUCUUUUCCAGCUGAAGCAGCUCUAUGGUGAGGGGUGAGCACCCCUGCAACCAAACCCUUCAGUGAGGUUAUGGCUUAAGAUCUAAGGAAGCUUAGCUCCUCAGAGCUGCUCCCUCAAGAGGGAGGGAGGGAAGGAUCAAAGCUUUCCCACCAGACAUGUGUAGAAACUACACGUGACAGAAAGCUCCACCAGUGAUGGAGAGCCCUGGAUGUCUGGGAGGGGCAAACUGGGUCCCAAAGGCCCCUGCCCAGCCUCCUACUUGCAGACCUCUCUGGUGAGUGGUUCUCACCAACAGCCAAACCCCAGCAAUUCACAGUCCAGAAGGAUCUGGUCCCACCGUGUCCAUGGACUGGUUCAGCCAUGAACUGACCUGACACGGGCCAUGAAAACGUGAGUUCAGGGGUUAGAAACACGUUGUUGAGUCACAUUAACUGGGGUACAAAGGUGAACUGCUCUUGUGCAACUUAGUUGUGUAGCCAAGGGGAUGAGAGGUCAGGUGGAAGUUGCAUCUAGAGCUGGGGAACAGAUUGUCUCUUGGCUAAUUCCCUUCAGAAAACUGCAGGUCUGCAUCCAUGAGAAGAAGAAUUCCUUUUUCUCUGCUGCACCAAAUAGUGUUGGUUAUUCAAAGUGUUGGUUAUUAAAAAACAGCCCAGACCCCAGCCCAGGCACUUGACCUUUGACUUCUCACCUUCCUCUUGCCUGUAAGUUUCUCUGAAGAAAACUGCAUUUUGCCACUUACUCAGCAGUUGCUCUACACAAGGAAACAGAGACAGUGUCUCUUCAGGGUGUCACUGGAGACUGUGGAGGUGCCUGCCAGCUCAGAAGAGCUGGAUCAUCUGCCCCCUCCCCUCAUCCUGAGGGUCUCCUCUCCUGUCCUCAGAGAAAGUAUCUAACCAUCCUUGUCUCCAACCACAAGGAAGUUUGUUGAGUUGUUUCCCCCAGACUUGCCUUCUCUGGCCCUGGCCAAGGGAGAAGACAGGACACACAAAGGACCAAGAGAGAGGUCCCAUGCAAACUGUCUCUCAUGUUGAGGAGCUACUUCUCCAUUGAACACUGAGGAAGU
Apus apus (common swift) is the source of this 3723-nucleotide messenger RNA. Its product is annotated as UDP-glucuronosyltransferase 1A8-like. The coding region runs from base 396 to 1286 and encodes 296 amino acids. The record is from RefSeq and is a predicted model, not a curated record. The transcript is spliced from 2 exons. Lineage: Eukaryota; Metazoa; Chordata; Aves; Apodiformes; Apodidae. Gene Ontology annotation, molecular function: UDP-glycosyltransferase activity.